Messenger RNA from Exserohilum turcica Et28A, 1797 nucleotides. RefSeq lists its product as uncharacterized. The coding region runs from base 44 to 1603 and encodes 519 amino acids. Gene Ontology annotation, biological process: L-homoserine metabolic process. The record is from RefSeq and is a predicted model, not a curated record. Lineage: Eukaryota; Fungi; Ascomycota; Dothideomycetes; Pleosporales; Pleosporaceae. Gene Ontology annotation, molecular function: homoserine O-acetyltransferase activity. The transcript has 3 exons.
AGGCUCUACAUUCCUUACCUCUCGACUCCAACAUAUAGCAAAUAUGGAUAAUUCUGGAGUGAACAACGGAACGGCCAACGGGUCGCAGAAGUACACAAGAGUCUCGUCACAGCCCGAGAAUCCUUACGCCAAACUGAUCCCCGACCAAACCAUCGCCAUUAUACCGGAGUUUACCCUUGAAUCUGGCGUUGCGUUGUACAAUGUCAGCGUCGCAUACAAGACCUAUGGCACCCUAGCACCAGACGGAGACAAUGCCAUGGUCAUAUGUCAUGCGCUGACAGGCAGCGCUGACGUGGGCGACUGGUGGGGACCGCUGCUUGGAGGCCCCGGAAAAGCAUUCGAUAUUUCGCGAUUCUUUGUCGUUUGCAUGAACAGCUUAGGAAGCCCGUAUGGAAGCGCCAGUCCAGUUACGGCUAAGGACGGCGACGCUUCAUUGGGCCCCUACGGACCCGAAUUUCCCCUGACAACAGUGCGAGAUGAUGUCAACAUCUUCAAGCUCAUCUUGGACGAUCUCGGUGUAAAACAGAUUGCCGCAGUCAUUGGAGGCUCCAUGGGUGGAAUGCUUGUUCUCGAGUUCGCAUAUUUUGGAAAAGACUAUGUCAAGACCAUUAUACCAAUUGCCACUUCCGCCCGCUACAGUGCAUGGGGCAUCAGCUGGGGUGAGGCGCAGCGCCAGAGCAUCUACAGCGAUCCCAAGUAUGACGACGGCUACUAUUCCUACGAUGAUCCUCCAUCUACUGGUCUCGCAGCUGCGCGAAUGUCUGCCUUGCUUACGUAUCGGAGUCGCGACUCGUUUGAGUCAAGGUUUGGUCGUAACACACCAGAUCUAUCCAAGAAACAAAGCAUCAAUACGGUGCCGCGCCCGACAACCCCAUCGAAUCCUUCGCAUGAGCAUUGGGCAAUCCACAACCAUGGGCAUAAGAAUGCUGGAUCACCACGAACCUUGUCGAGGUCGAACAGUAGUACCGCCAUCCCCGCCUCUGCACAGGCGCAUGCUGACCUUGAAUUUCACGAUGCCUCAACUCCCGCUCAAUCGCCAUCCCAAAAGUCAGGGUCGACAAGCACUAACAACCAGUUUCCGCGCGCCUCUAAGCCUCUUGCGCCGCACUAUUUCUCUGCCCAAUCCUACUUGCGCUACCAAGGCGACAAGUUCAUCAAGAGAUUUGAUGCCAAUUGUUACAUCGCCAUAACCAGGAAACUCGAUACUCACGACGUUUCCCGCUAUCGGUACCCGGAAGGCGAGACACCCGAAACCCUGGAUCCAGUACCGGCACUCCAUCAUGCACUAUCCCUGAUUGAGCAACCUACCCUCGUUCUUGGCAUCCAGUCGGAUGGUCUUUUUACCUUUGCCGAGCAACAAGAGUUGGCCGCCCAUAUCCCGAAUGCUGCAUUGAAGACCAUCGACUCACCGGAUGGUCACGACGCCUUUUUGCUCGAGUUUGAGCAGGUCAACAAACAUUUGCUCGGCUUCAUGAAUGUGGAGCUUCCAGAGAUCAUGAACAAAACACCAUCACUGGACACCGCCACACCCGAUACUGGCAUGGCUGCUACCAAAACCAGUACCUUUGGUGAGGCGGAAGUCGAGGAUAUUACUGCCUGGUAACGCAGACAUGAUUGUGACUUUUUAGCGCGGCGUUACCGGAAAUAUAGAUGGCUGCAUCGGUCGGCGUACAGUUUUCGGCAUACGCUUGAAAGAAAAUUGUACGAUUAUGAUACGCUCUUCAUUGACGAGAGCUGAGGUUCAACCCCUCGUCAAUGCCACCGUUGCAAGAAAAAGUAGCAACGAAAAAAUAAAAC